GGGGAGUAGACUUUGUAAACUUUUUAAGUGAUCAAGUUGUUAUUUUGUGUUGAUCUUAACUCUCAGUCAAAAUGCAUUUCUCUAUCCCCGAGACACAAGAUUGCAAAGAUGAAUCGGGAUCGACGUACACGGUAUUUAAAAUUCAUGUAAAUGGAGUACAUCAUUGUACAGUGAGAUACAGUCAGCUCCAUAAUUUUCACGAACAGAUGAAAAAAGAGUUUGGUGCCAAUUCACUCCCACAGUUCCCACCAAAGAAAUUUAAACUUCUACAAUUAGGGCCUGCAGAACUUGAAGAACGCAGGGCGCAGUUAGAGAAAUACAUACAAAUAAUCAGCCAAAAUCCACAGAUUGCAAACAGUGAUGUUUUUAAUGGAUUCUUCCUCAGUGCCCAACAGGAAACGCAGCAUGAGGAACCAGAGCGUGUUACUCUGGACGUGUUUCUAAUGAACGGUCACAAAAUAACAGUGAAUAUUUUGUCUACAGACCAGACAGAAGAUGUUUUAGAGACUGUGGCUUCCAACAUCGAACUGAAAGACGAUUUUGUGUUUUAUUUUGGUCUUUAUCUAGUCAAGAAGGAAGGUGGAGAAAAAGAAUUGUCAAUUAUAAGAAAGCUCCAAGACUUUGAGUCCCCCUUCAUUUCCCUAAAGGCUGCAAAUAAAGAUGGCGUCCAUAAAAUUGUGCUUCGUAAAAGUUACUGGGAUUCAUCAUUUGAUGACGACUUAUUAGAAGACAGAAUAGCCAUGAACUUGCUCUAUGUCCAGGCACAGAGUGACCUAGAGAGAGGCUGGAUCCACGCAACUAAAGAACAGAUGAAACAGUUGACAAAUCUUCACCAGAAGGGGUCUAAAAAAGAAUAUCUCAGACUUGCAAGGACACUCAAAUACUAUGGCUUCCUCCACUUUAAAAAAUGCCAGACAGACUAUCCCCAAGAUGGCUGUGCUGCUGUAGUUGCCGCUGGCAACAGGGAACUGAAUUUUAGGAUUCAGGUUUCAGAGGAUCAGCUAAAGGAAGGAAGUUUCAAGAUCACCCGUAUGCGAUGUUGGAGAAUUACAACAACACUUCCUGAUGAAGAAAAUGAAAACCCAACAGACCCAAAACCCACACUGGAGAUAGCUUUUGAAUAUCUGAUGGCCAAAGAUACCCUGAAGUGGAUCACCCUGUUCACCGAUGAGGCAAUUCUAAUUAGCAUGUGUCUUCAAGGAAUGGUGGAUGAGCUAAUUAUGAAGAAACAGGGCAAAAAGAUGAAGAGGCCACAAGAUCGAGUAAAGAGGGCACCACGUGCAUACCUGAAAAGGGACGGUACAAGCAACGUCACAUACAACGAGGCUGAUAAUGAGGAACACACCACAAGUACUGCACAGAAAGCAAAGGAAUCUGUGAAGAAAAUUUCAGAUAAACUCCAGUCAUUACGGACAUCAGCUUUGGCACCUGAUCUGCCAGAAAACGAUGCUUUUGUGGGUGGAAUAGGUGAUGAUGACCUCUGAUGAAAUAAUGAUCUUAAAACCUAUGAUGUCACAACAUUUAGAACAGCAAAACCGGUGAUGUCAUAAGAUUCUGUCUAGCAAAACCAGUGAUGUUAUAAGAUUAUGAGUUAAAUUGAGAAGGUGGUCUCAUCUUCACAGAAAAGGCUGAUUUUGAAAGGAGGAAUGAAGAAAGAGAACAUGGUUGUGAUUGGAUAGAAAUCCUAGGAGGGAUGAGACAAGUUGACAAGUUGACUGAAAUCCAGUAAUUUAAGGGACCAUAAUAUAAUCAGAAGUCAGAUGCAUAAUAUCUGAUCAAAAGCAAUAAUUACACCAUUAUGUUAUAUUAUAACCAUCGAUAUAUUAAGAUGCAUGGCUUAGUGAUCAAAUUUUAGAUAGUUAUAUAUCCCAGCCAUUCCAAGUGCAAUAAUAAAAUGGCAAGACUCUGUUUCACAAAGGAACUUCAGUCCAAAAAUUAAUCUAAACUUAAGACCGAAAUUUGUCAACUAUUACCCAGGAUAAAUCUGCAAUAGUUCAUUUAAAUAAAGAUGUGGUUUAUGUUUCAUGCCACUAUUCACUUAAUUUAAGUGGACUACUGAGGAUUUAUCACAAACUGAAGUGGACCAAAUUUUUGGCCUAAACUUUAGUGGUCUAAUAGACCAAUUAUUGGGCUGAAUUUGCCUUGUGAAACAGCUGGCAGGAAGUUUUGGUUGUGACACCCUGAGUUUGAGCAUUUGUUGGAAAUGCCCCUUUGCUGUCAACAUGCCUGUGGCAUUUCUAUUCAGUUCCCAUAUCUGCAGGGUGUAUGGAAUUUGAUGACUACAAAACCUUCUGUAAAAGUUGGGAGGGGGAAAAUGAAUAUAAACCUUUUGCCAAAGUGUGUGGAACCCAAUGUUUUCUGUUUGUGCAGUUUUAAAUCAAAAUAUAUCUGUUUUGAUGCUUGCCUGUCAGCUAGCAAAAAUUCACUCACAUAUUUAUUCAUUUAUACUUCAUGGUAAGUUCACUCACCUUUGAAAUUUUCAGACUUUAACCCACUUCAGUGUUCUAAUGUUUAUAAUCUUACUUCAAGAAACCAGUUGAAAUAAUCAUUCAUACAUGGUCUAAAAUUUCACUUGCCAGCAAGGACCCAAAUAUACACUCACACAUGAAAACUUAGGAGAUUAUAUCAGGUGCCUUAUUGUUAACUUCGCAUAUCAUCGUUAUUAUAAUCAAAGCAUUUUUUGAAACUCCCAAAGAUUUCUGUUAUAUAUUUAUACAUUUAUCCUCAGUGUGUAGUUUUGUAGUGUUUCUGGAAGCAUAGCACCCUGAGUCAAUGGAAACUUGCCACGAUAAUCCCUGCGAAAAUUUGUCUCAUUUAACGCUCACCGUUCUCUAUCUGACCUAGAACAUAAUGUUUUUCUCUUUUAAUGAAAAAUGUUCUUAAUCUGUUCCAGGACAUUCUGAAGGACUUCCUAAAACAGUUCUUGAACUGUUAGAUUCAUUACAGAACAACAUUAGAACUAUAAAAAAAAAAAAAAAUACACCAAAUUUUCUAGAAUAGAUUGAGAACCGUAAGUGAGCAUUGAGUGAGAGAAAUUUUUGCAGGGGUGGAAAUGGCAGAAACAUGCUCAGAAUUGGGGUGAGUUUCCAGUGACGUUGGAAACUAAGGGUGGUUGGAAAAUGAGAAAAAAAAGAAGAGUGUAAAUUUCAAGUCUAACGUGCACUGGUGCCAUAAUAUAUGAUAUUUCUGUUUGGUCAUAUUUAAGGAAUGAUCAUAUUCUAUGUGUGAGAAAAUUUCUAUUCAAGGUGGGCUUAGGGUUAAACUUAGGACGUGUAGAACAUCUCAUUUUUAUAGCUCAACAGUUGAGAAAAUAUUUCAGAAAUAAUUUGUUUCUGUUGAACUGAUGCAGUUAAUGUUACUACUAUAAGAAUAAGUAUCUGAAUGUUUAUGCAAUUUUUAAUAAUCCCUCCAAAUGUUACGCACUGAUAUUGUUAUUAUCAUAAUGUUUGUUGAAGGUUUCUCACACAACUUUUAUAAAUAAAAAUAAACAAAGUUUUGUGAUUCAUAACCAGUAUGUAACUUACACUUGCCAACAAAUUUUUAAAAAAUCAUCAAGAAUUUAUUUUAUUUUUGAAUGAAUUAAUGAAUGGAUGGAAAAUAUUAAGUUGGCUGUGGGCACAUCAUACUUAUAUGAUUAAAAAAGACUUUCACCCAAA
Messenger RNA from Lingula anatina, 3656 nucleotides. Its product is annotated as sorting nexin-17-like. Gene Ontology annotation, molecular function: phosphatidylinositol binding. NCBI's taxonomy places the organism in Eukaryota, Metazoa, Brachiopoda, Lingulata, Lingulida, Lingulidae. Gene Ontology annotation, biological process: signal transduction; endocytic recycling; intracellular protein transport. The record is from RefSeq and is a predicted model, not a curated record. Gene Ontology annotation, cellular component: early endosome.